Molecule: messenger RNA, 633 nt
Organism: Cornus florida
Lineage: Eukaryota; Viridiplantae; Streptophyta; Magnoliopsida; Cornales; Cornaceae
Exons: 1
Coding region: 1-633 (210 amino acids)
Source: RefSeq, a predicted model, not a curated record
AUGAAGACUGCUAUUCAGCAGACUGAUAUUCAUGCAGGAAGUGAUCAAAUCAAGUGGAAACAUGGGAAUUUCUCACUGAAAGCAGCAUGGAAUUGUUGCAGAGUUACUGGAAACAGGUGCACAUGGGCUAGAUUGUGUUGGAAACAUUGCAGGUCUCGGAUAAGUUUGUGUGUUGUCAUCAUUCUACACAACAAAAAUCUGUCUUUUGUGAAUUUGCAGAAAAGAGGACUGCCAGUUACUUCUAUCUGUCAUAAUUGCUAUGCUGGGGAUCAUUCUAAUGAACAUUUGUUCUAUCAUUGUGGUUUUGCUGUUGAGAUUUGGAGAGGGGUUUUUGAUUUGUUGCAGCUACAGGUUCCUCAGUUUUUAAGUCUUAAUCACAUUGUGGACUGGUUUUUGCAAAACACUAUGACAAAGUCUCUCAAAUCUAAGAUUUUGAAUGGGAUUUUUCCAGUUACUCUAUGGAAGAUAUGGUCUAGUAGAAAUGCUAUGCUUCAUACAGGGAUACAAGAACAGAGCUCACAUGCAGUGCAAGCUAUUAUUUGGGAUGUUAACACAUAUCUCAAUAUUAGUUUAGCAGACUUAUUAAUUGUAUUUGGUUUGCAAUUUUUCUUUCUGAGAUAUGUUGUUUGCUGA